Notothenia coriiceps (black rockcod) is the source of this 431-nucleotide messenger RNA. Its product is annotated as ras guanyl-releasing protein 3-like. The record is from RefSeq and is a predicted model, not a curated record. Lineage: Eukaryota; Metazoa; Chordata; Actinopteri; Perciformes; Nototheniidae. The transcript has 4 exons. The annotation marks the transcript as partial.
ACACAGGAAAACCCUGAUUGGUCCAGAGCAGUGAUCAGGAAGUGUUGAAUCCAGUUUGGGAUUAUGGGAGCAUCUACAUUGGGAAAGGCAGCAUCUCUAGAUGCUCUCCUCAAAGAAUGCGCUCGUGCGUUUGAUGAUAAUGGGGAGCUGCAGGCCAACCUGCUCCCUCGCAUCCUGCUGCUGAUGCACCGCUGGUACAUCACAUCCUCAGAACUGGCGGGAAAACUCCUGAUGAUGUAUCGUGACUGCAAAGAUGACAGCUGCCAAAGAACACGGUUGAAGAUUUGUUAUUUAAUGAGGUACUGGAUAGUGACAUUCCCUGCAGAGUUUAACCUGGACCUGGGUCUAAUCCGGUUAACAGAGGAGUUCAGAGAUGUGGCUGCUCAGCUGGGCUCUCAGGAACAUUUCAAGCUACUCGACAUCUCCACCAU